Molecule: messenger RNA, 2455 nt
Organism: Hibiscus syriacus
Lineage: Eukaryota; Viridiplantae; Streptophyta; Magnoliopsida; Malvales; Malvaceae
Exons: 3
Coding region: 854-2131 (425 amino acids)
Source: RefSeq, a predicted model, not a curated record
AGUUCAAACUGCAGUUGAUAACUACCAAAACUGUUUCCGACAAUCAGUUCCUCUGUCUCUCAUGGAAACCUUAAUUUCCAAAGCUCCAAUCAAAUUCAAAAUCUCCAAAUCCCAAAUUUCUACUUCGGUUUUCCCUUUCUAUUUCCCCUCACGACAAAGGAUCAAAUUCCGUCGUUUCUCCCGUAGGAACUGCCUCCAAAUCGGUUGAAGCCUCAAUGUUACUCCCGCCAAGGCUUCUUUAUUGGCUGAACCCUCAAGUUACGGCGGGUGGGACGAUUUUGAGCACGGCACUUGGUCUUCUGACUCGGGUGAGUCAAUUCGGUUCCGUGAUUUCCUUGUCUCUAUCGGGAUUUAUGAUAAGAAACAUGUUUUUUUUUGUUUUUAUCGGGGCUCGUUUGUGCCUUGGCGAUUUCUAGGGUUGGGGUUUCUACGAUUGUGUUAUUUCCAGCUUCUAUUUUGGUUUUUGGUAUUGGGUUUUCGUGUGGGUUUGUUAAAGGAGGAAGUUUCACGGAGUCAAGUUCAAAUAAAAGGAGGUCAAAGGAGGAAGCUUCAAGAGUUUAUAGUGAGAAAGUGAGGAAUUUAUAGUGGAUUUUUUUGAUGGGUUUGAUGAUAAAGUUAAUAGUUUGCAGAAUAAUAUACAAAGAGCUAUUGAUUCUAACAGCAUUAAUGUAUCUGAUUUGGAGAAUUAUGCUAAUUUAGUGGAAUCGAUGAGGUUAUCAGCUUCAAGGGCUAGAAGUGUUGUUGAAGCUUCUAUGGAUAGCGUUGGGAACUCUUACAAAGAUAAUCGAAAACCAUCAGGUAGAAAAAAAAGGCUGACGAUGCUAGGUUUGAGUUGUUAAAAUUUCUUGGGGGUAUGUUUGGCAAAAAAUCGGUGGCAUCAAAGCCUAACAAAGUAAAAGAUGAUGUUAAGCCAGAGACUGUGGAUACUAAUUUAAAUAAUAAAAUUCUAGGAAAUGUUUUGUUGCCUGCUGUGGAAGAUAGGGUUUUUAGUUCACGUAAUAAUGAAAAACGUGUUUCAAAUCAAGGCUUUGCUCAAGAUUCUUUGAAUAAGUCUGAUUUGGAUCAAGAAAGGGAUAGGGGAAUAUAUUUUGAUUUGGAGACACAGAAAAUAAGGUCCGACUUUCUGGGUGCAAAUGCUAAGAGAUUUGUUGAUGGUGAUGAGUAUAAUUACGAGAGCAAAAGACUACAGUUCACAAAUACUCAUGACAUCUCUUUCAACUCAAGUAAUGCGAAUGAGAGGAAAAGAUGGAAAUCCAAUGAUAAUAUGCUUGAUUCCAUGGAUUUCAGUGUCAGAUUGGAACACAUGAAAACUGAAACUUCCUUUAUACAUGAGCAGCUGCAUCAUGAAUCUAGUAGAUCUUACAGGUAUUCUCACAACCCAGAGAAGAGAGAAAAUGAGGCAUAUGGAAAGAGACAGCACUAUGAAGAUGAUUCCCACCAAGCUGAUCGUGUAACAGCAGCUAAGAAUGAGGUCAUUUCAUCAUCAUCGUCAAAGUUUGUCGAUGAUGUGGCCUUUGAUAAGUAUCUUACAGAAGCUAGUGGUCUUCUUAAAGAAGCCAAAGAGUGUAUGAGGGAACGACGAGAUGAAGGACGUGUAGAAGUCAUCUUGAAUAGGUCCGACACAUUACUCUUGCAGGCCAUCGCAAUGAAGCCCAUGAUCCUGUUGGCAGUGGGCCAGUUAGGCAACACUUAUCUUCUUCGCGGAGAAUUGAAACUACAUGUCAGUCAUGAGCUGAGAACUCUUCUUACUAAAAAUGAUCCCAUAACUGGUCGGAGGCCGCAAGGAAGAGUAGUUAACAGACUAGAUCAAGUUUCAAGUAGAGAUGAAGUUAUAUCACUCUUAGUUAGUGCUUGUGAAGAGUGUGAAGACCUCCUUGUGAGAGCUGGGCGAAAAUAUCGGCUUGCAUUAUCAAUCGAUGGAGAUGACGUGAGAUCCCUUUAUAAUUGGGGUCUUGCUCUGUCUUAUCGUGCACAGUUGAUUGCAUAUGUAGGACCGGAAACUGCAUACGAUGCUGACAAACUAUUCUUGGCUGCAAUUGAUAAAUUUGAUGCCAUGAUACUAGAGGCAAUGUUCAUGCACCUGAUGCCCUGUUUAGAUGGGGAGCCAUAUUGCAGCAACGAUCUCACUUAAGACCUCGUAACAGUAAAGAGAAGAUGAAGUUACUACUGCAGGCUAAGAGGUUAUAUGAAGAUGCACUCCAUAUGGACUCCAAAAAUCUGCAAGUAAGAGAUGCCUUAACAUCAUGUGUAUCCGAGCUGAAGUAUAGGUAUUUUUAGUCAUUACGGUUUAUGAUAGCGGUAACGAAAACUCCUACAAAUUGAUCUCUCUAAACUUUCUCUGCUAUCCCGUAUAAUUUUUGGUGCGUUCUUCUUACCUAUUAUGGGCAAAAUGCAACAUGGAUUCUUGUCUUCAUAGUAUAAGAAUAAAACAAUGAUAAUGCUUAUAUAUUAAAUA